Chara braunii is the source of this 837-nucleotide messenger RNA. The record is from the annotation of a GenBank genome assembly. NCBI's taxonomy places the organism in Eukaryota, Viridiplantae, Streptophyta, Charophyceae, Charales, Characeae.
GGGAAAGAGGCCGUCGAAGGAAGAGGGUGAGACGGCAAGUAAGAAAGCGAGGAGGCCCGGCGGUUUGACCAUCCACGAAUGACAAGCCAUGGGUGGAGGAGAUUCGGCUAAUCCAGGCGCUGCGGACGCGAGAGAACCUUCGGGGAAAUCGAAACGGAAAGUGGCAGCUGAAGAAGGCGAUGGCGAGAAGAAACCUCGAAGGCGGAAGACUACUGAGGCGGCGAGCGGUGGUGAAGGGCCUGUCGGUGAGGAGUGCAACGAAGCGGCAGCGUUCUGGCUCGAAUACGAGCAGAACGAUGGCGGUGAAAUCGUGGAGAAGGAGCUCCCCGUCCAACUGCUCAUCGACCCUAGGAAGGUCUGCGACAUCCCGCCUUGGGAAAGAUAUUACAACCACCGCAGUCUAAAUCGCGAAACUGUGGACGACAUCAAGGAUGCGAUGCUUAGUCAAUUCCGCGAGAAAAAGGGGAAGAUCUGGACGAAAAACCCUCUGGUUUUGGCAACCAUCGACAAGCCGGUGACGCGUAGGCCGGAGAAAGCUGACAGGGUUCACAAAGAUGUCUUCAAGCCAGUGGACAAGGACAAGUACUACUAUUACCUUGUUAACGGACAACACACCGUGGCUGCUGUGAAGGAGUUGGAGGGUGAGUCAAUAUUCGAUUUGUGGAAGAUGCACUCGUGGCUGGCGAGAGUAGUGUGGUUCUCCGACCGAGAUUUCGCGGGGUAUAGGUAGGUCAGUCUCAACGAGAACACGAGACAUAAGAUGUCUAAGCAGCGAUCGCAGAAGGCCACGUUCUUGGACAUGCGGGAGGCAUGCGAGAAUGAAGGAAGGCCGGUGGC